Messenger RNA from Orcinus orca (killer whale), 6789 nucleotides. It is a transcript of the gene PAG1, whose product is annotated as phosphoprotein membrane anchor with glycosphingolipid microdomains 1. The transcript has 8 exons. The record is from RefSeq and is a predicted model, not a curated record. Gene Ontology annotation, cellular component: plasma membrane; membrane raft. Bases 1804 to 3114 code for a protein of 436 amino acids. Gene Ontology annotation, biological process: negative regulation of T cell activation; intracellular signal transduction. Lineage: Eukaryota; Metazoa; Chordata; Mammalia; Artiodactyla; Delphinidae.
UCUCUUUUUACAAGAACCAUAUGAUAUAAAUUCUGACAUUUCUAAAAUUACAGUUAUGAUGACAUCAGUAUACGGUCAGCUAUUAGAUGAUAGCAAACCAGUCUCCGCUUUUUAUGUAACUUAUAUAAGGAUUAGUCUUACACACCUAAUGAAGAGCUUUUAUUCUACAACUUAGGACAUUAUUCAUGUACAUUACCUGCUUUGCUUUUUCUUUUCAAGAAAUGUACAUUUCCUUAAGACAUAUUUGACAAUCUUUAUAAAUAUAUAUUUAUUAACCUUUUAAAAUAUAUAAAAUAUAUUUAUAUGAUGCUAUUUUCAAGUAAAUACCAAUGACAUCAAGAAAAAUUAAUCAAGAUUUACCAAACUAUUUCCCUCUAUUGUCUUUUGAGCACAUUUAUUUUGUCUGUUUUAAAGCUAGUUUUAUUUUAUUAUUUUUAACAGCUGAGGUAAGGACUAUGAAGGGAGGUGAGGCAGAGGCAGGACCAGCCCCUACUGCUCCUGCCAGGGGCUCCUGGGAGGCGCUGCCUGUGAAGCAGGACAGGAGAGCCCUGAGAGACGCAGUUUGCAGGGCAAUUGCUGGCCCACCUGUGAUUCUGGCAGCCCUGCCUCUUGUUCUGCCUGCAUAUUCCCGUUCUGCUGGAAUCUCUGGUAACUGUGCACGAGGCCUGAUCGUUAGUGUGUGCAAGUAACAGCCAGGCUCUCCAUCACAGGCUACCCCAGCCCGCCAGAGAGUCAGCAUGUGCACCUCUGGAAGCAGCACUGCCAAGCCUGGCCUCAUUUGUAUCCUUGUAAUUAGUCAGGCCUGGCUGUCUCAAAACGAGGAGUGCGACGGUCUUGUUUUCACCAAUGUCGUGUGUCAUCUUUGUCUAUUACGAAAGGAGACAUAUACCAAUAGAGGGAAAUUGGAGUAAACACAAUGAUACUAUCCUAUUUAACCAACACAUAUUGCAUGUACGGUGAGGCAAGCACUGGUCUCGGCACUUUGCAAAUAUUAAAUCAUUUAAUCCGCCAGACUGCUCUACUACUACUAUUAUAAUUAUUCCCAUUUUACUGAAAAGGAAGCUGAAGCUCAGAGAGGGUGAGUAACUUGUCCAAAGUCCCACAGGCGGUGAGGGCAGAGGACACAGCAGCAGUGCCACCUGUGCCGGAGUCUUGGCCUUAGGGUUCCGUGUGCCGGCCCCCAAGGUGGCUACUGUGCCACAGCAGAUCUUGCUGAACUGUCACAUCCCUUUGGGGUCUAUAAACACACCUGCCAGUCUGCAGAGGUACACACGAUGUGUGACAUUGCUGGGUUUGGAACUGUACACCCUCUGUCUCUUGGUGUUUAUGUCAGUGGAAGAAGGAUUUGUAACCACUGUCCUUCCAGAAUUCAAAGUGGGUACGGAUUAAUGCUGCAUGGGAAACCCAGGCUUCCAGGCCCCGGCCCCCGGGGCUGUCAGGUGAGCUGUACUGCACAGCAUCACUCAGCAGCACUGGGACAAAGGCCAAGGGUGGUUGCCAUCCCUCUUCUUCUGCACUUUUUCACUAGGUCCUGUACCUUGACGGAUGGUGGCUCUGAGGGCAGCAGUGUUGCUGGACUUGACAACAUUGAGAGAAGCCACUAUUCAGGCUGGUGUGUCAAUGACUUGGACGUUUGACCAUUCCUCUCUGUCACCUGCCAUGGGGAGUUAAAUAGCAGCCUUGCCUUGCCUUAAUCCUGUCCUUCCCAAAGCGUGUUCUGAGGAGGACGCAGCCCUCUGCCCCCAUGUCGCCACCUUGGAAGGACUGACCAAAUCCAGCAGCCUGUGCCACUUCCCACCCACCAUGGGACCCGAGGGAAGCUUGCUGAGUGGGGGACAAAUGCAGAUCACCCUGUGGGGAAGCCUGGCAGCUGUGGCCACCUUCUUCCUCAUCACCUUCCUCAUAUUUCUGUGCUCCAGUUGUGACAGAGAAAAGAAGCCGAGACAGCACAGCGGAGACCAUGAGAACCUGAUGAACGUGCCUUCCGACAAGGAGAUGUUCAGCCGUUCAGUUACCAGCCUGGCCACAGACGCGCCUGCCAGCAGCGAACAGAAUGGGGCACUCACCAACGGUGACAUUCUUUCAGAAGACAGCACCAUGACCUGCACACAGCAUUACGAGGAAGUCCAGACCUCAGCUUCAGAUCUGCUGGACUCCCAGGACAGCACAGGGAAGCCAAAAUGUCAUCAGAGCCGGGAGUUGCCCAGAAUUCCUCCUGAGAGCGAAGUGGACACGAUGCUCAAUGGAGAAAGCGCGGACGGGGACCAGGGUCUGGGGAUGGAGGGGCCGUAUGAAGUGCUCAAGGACAGUGCCUCACAAGAAAAUAUGGUGGAGGACUGCUUGUAUGAAACUGUGAAAGAAAUUAAGGAGGUGACGGCCGCUGCCCACUCAGCUGGAGGCCACAGCAGCAGGUCGAAGUCAACUUCCACUGUGAAAGAGCUUCCGGGGCCCCAGGCCAGUGGCAAAACAGACUUUGCUGAAUAUGCCUCCGUGGACAGAAACAGAAAGUGUCGACAAAGCGCUAAUGCAGAGAGUAUUCUUGGAAAUUCAUGGGAUCCAGAAGAGGAGGCGCCACCCCCUGUCCCCAUUAAACUUCUGGAUGAAAAUGAAAACCUUCAGGAACAGGCAGAGAGUAAAACAGGAGAAGAAGGGGCCGCCGAGGGGACCAGUGAAGCCAACAAGAGAUUUAGUUCGUUGUCAUACAAGUCCCGGGAAGAAGACCCAACUCUCACAGAAGAAGAGAUCUCGGCCAUGUAUUCAUCAGUACAUAAAAAAGGACAGCCAGGGAACAAAUCAGGACAGUCACUCAAAGCACCAGAGUCCACCUAUACCUCCAUCCAAGGAGCCGCUCUGAGGUCACCCUCUUCCUGUAACGAUCUCUAUGCUACUCUUAAAGACUUGGAGAAAAUUCCCAACAGUGUCAGCACUCUUCCAGCAGCAGGGAGGCCCAACGGCGAGGAGCCCGAACCAGAUUACGAAGCAAUACAGACUCUAAACAGAGAGGAAGAGAAGGCUGCCCCGGAGACCAACAGCCACCACGGCCUUUUCCCAAAGGAGAAUGACUACGAGAGCAUCGGGGACCUGCAGCAAUGCCGAGACAUCACCAGGCUCUAGCAGCCCGGAAGACAACCCAGCUAGCAUAGGACCAGCCGGCAGGGCCAGUGCUGUUGCAGAACACAAGAAGCAGUGUCAGCCACACUGCAUAUGCUGCUUCCGGAAAAGGAAGAUGACUGGAGAUGCCGAAACCGCUUCUCAGUUUGGAGAACAGUGAGGUACACACCCUACUGCCAGGGCACGGGCACACCCAAGCACACCUCCCUCAUAUACCCACACCCUCUGGAAGGAUCCCAGCUGUCAGUGGUCUCACCCUCUUUGUGAAGAAAGCCACACAGUAAGGAAGAAAAGCACUCAUCCGAAACCACCGCUCACCUGCCUGAAGCACUGCCACUCCCAGGGGCCGGGUUUCUCUCCCUCUCUCCCCUUUCUGCUGCCUGCUACUAACGGUAAAAUGAAUGGCUUUUUUCCCCUUGAAAUCUUCCGAUUUAUAAUGGUUCAUUCCAAGGAUAUUCUCCCACCAGCCUGGCCUUUGCCUUCAACGUGGGUGUUUUUCGAUGGUAAGAAAUUGUGGUUGCUGCUUCCCUACCGCUCCCCAGUCCUCUUCAAGCAGCUGCCCCUGGGAACCGGGACCGGCCAGUGGAUAGGAUUGGAGAUGCCCCUUGAGCUUCUUAGCUCUUCAUUCCUUCUGAUUCGGGCAGUCCAUGUCAGCAGCCUCUCCCAAAGUACUUGAAGUCAUUGUUAGAUGCUUUAUUUUAUUUUUAUAGUCAAAAUGGUUUUUUCCCCAGUAUUUGAAACUCUUCAGAGCCUUCAAUGAAUAUCGUGGUACUUCCAUACUUCUUUUAGCCCAGAGCUCAUUCCUCCAAAACAGAGAGCCUUAAUCUCUAUGUUGGGACACAGACCACAUGUUUGGAUGGCAGCCACGGCUUCCAUUUCCCAAGGGCUGUGAACUUGAAUGUGUAUUUCUGAUGACCCCCGCUGCCACACCAGCCGUGUGGGAUUUCAUACAUGAACUGCUCCCCUAAGUAUCACAGACCCGGCCUGGCAGCAUGGAAGCCGUUCCCCAGCACCUCCUGGCACGAAGACAGCUCUGCCCAGCUCACGUUUGGGCUAUCUCGAUAAGGCACAGAUCCACCUGGGGAAGCAGAUGCCGGGUGUUAUUUGCCAUGAACUUUGCUAAACCAUGUACACUCUUGCCCACAUCUUUCGUGAGAAUGGUUGGCACUGAGGAGCCAUGGAGAAGAACUUUUUAAAAAUUCUGUUGAGGACUCAGACUCACAAAUGCAGAAAAAUGAGCACUGUGCUCUAACCAGGUAAGCCCACAGGUCCCCUACAAGGUAUUGAGAUUGGAGGGAAAUCCCUGGAACAGCAGACCAAUAGCUACCCAUAAAGUAGAAGGGCACUGAUUAUUUUGAGAGGGAAAAAAAAAACAAAACAACUCUUUCCUGUAAGAAUUAAUCACUUCUAGAGUAAAUUAUGUGUAACAUUUCUUAGCCAUGUAGCUAUUGCACCCCAUCCCCUGAGAAACAGUGCUUAUGAGUUAUGUGAGUUAUAACUAGUUUGAGCUCCUCUCCAGGUCUCAAGGAAAUGAGAACGUUCAAGCAUCUAACUCUGGAGUUACCAGAUGUUGAACAUAACUUGGUCAUUUAUAGGCAAAAUCCCUGAUGUUUGGUGAUGUUAGGUGAUCCAGUGGCUGAGGGUCUCACGUUCUGCACGCCUGAGGAUCCAGGAUGUGUUCAGUUUUGAUUUUCUUAACCUUCACUCUCAUCAUAGCUUAUUUGAAUGGGUAUUCUAGAGUGUAAUAUUUUUUUCCAAAUUAACAGAACAGAUAUGUUCAUUCUCAUUAUACAUUUAAUUCUUAAAAGCCUAUCUGGUAUAUCAGUUAGGCACCCUUCACAGGACAGUUAAGGCUAAAACAGAGAGACCAGUCUUGUCCCCUGGAGCCUGCAUUUCAGAACCGACUUGUUGCAAUGUCUGGUUUUAUUUUGUUUUGUUUGUCUUUUUAACUCAACAAGUGGGAAACAAUGAGUGUAAACAAACUCUUUCCUUUUCCUUUUUUAAGCUUAAGGGGAAAAAGAAAUGUAAUUUUAGCUCCUCAUUUAGGUAGUAAAGGCUUCCCUGACAGACAGCAGUGCCUUUCCCUAGGCGAAGAGACUAGAACCAAAGGCCUGAGUCGGUCUUUGAACAUUCCUUGGACAAGUUUUUAUGUAUUUUUGAUGUCAAACCCAUAGAUGAACCUGACAGGAUGAUCAUGACCCAUCCAGUAAGUGUGCUUGCUUUUUUCGCAUUCAUCCUUUUAAAUAUAAGCUUCUCUGUCUUUCCUGAGCCGCGCUCGAAACUUAACUCCUGUGGGCGCCUCCACGGCUGCCUCCUGACGUCCUGGAGAUUUGGCGGCACCAUCAGCAGUGCUUUGCUCUCAGGGAGAAGCUCGCGGAACGUGUUGGGAAAGUUGAAUUUUACAUCCACGUCAACAGGCGUUUGACAGAGUCCUGUAUGCCUCAGAUGUUUGACCCUUUUUAAAAUUUUUUCUUUAUUUUUUUUCUGAGUACCAACUACAUAUUUGAUUCUCAGGGGGUGGGUAGGGCAGGAAUUAGAAGUAAAAUUUGAACUAAGUGAUGUGGGAAAGACUUCCUGCCCCUGUGUGUGUGACUCUGGAAAAUAUUUUAUUCCAGUGCCCUGCCUACCACUCUGAGUCUCUUGAGAAGCACACCGUAAGUGUAUAUAAGAUUGAGAAAGAAUAUCUCGAAGACUUAAAUUAUUGUUUAGGUAUUUUUUUCUUUGUAAACUCAGGAAUAAACCUGGUUUGUGCAUGGCAGAAUAUGGCUACCAAAGCUAUAAUUUCUAGGUAUCUAGGUGCAUUCUUUCAAAUAUAUUUCAUUCUAACUUUUUUAAAAACUGGGGAAAGAAACUCCUAGUAAUGAAAAAACAAAACCAACAAGAGACGUCCAUAAACUCUUUCUAGAAGAACAUAGUAUCAGUCUAACCUCUGCCCCAGAGUGUUUGUUUCUUGCCUAUAGUAUUUCAACAAUUUUUAUGGGAGAAAAAAAUGCACGUUUUUAUGUCUUGGAAAAAUGAACUGAAGUAUUGAAUUAAAUUCUCAGAGGGGACAAUUUAGUUUAAAGAGAAGCAUUGGUUUUGGAGAUCAACUCAUGGCUCUGUGGUCCCCGUUCCAGCACUGACUUUACUGUGUGACCUUGAGCAAAUGAUUAACUACUCUGUGCCUCAGUUUCUCCAUAUACAAAAUGGGGAUAAUGAUACCAACCAUUGCCUACCUCAUAGGGAUGUUAUGGGGACAAAUGAGAUAAUAUAAAUACAAAUGCUUUGAAUUCCGUCAGAAAGGUGCUAUAUAAGUUGAAAUUGUGUUGUUUUUAGUGAUCCAAUUAUUAAUUAUGUUUAGGGUUUAAAUAAUAGCAAUACUGUUAGUCAUGUUAAGAAUAAGUUUCAACUUGAUUCAUAUUUACAAUUCUCUUCUGUGGCCAGAUCUUGAUCAUUUAUCCAGUAAUGGUACCUAAGGAACUGAAAUGGAUAUUUGUUUUCUGUGUAUUUUUGCCCAUAGUAUUUCUAUGCUGAAUGUUCCCAAAAGGCUGGAGUUCAACUUGUCCUAUCUUAUAGUUUACAUGUAAUGAACCUUACUCAAGCUGUAUAUAAAAGUAUAAUUACAUGUAAAUAGCAGGUGCAUUGUAAUUAAAGGCACUUAUCAACUUGUCUUUGUUCUUUUUUAAUUGCAAUAAAGUU